AUGGAUGCUGCGGCACGAUUUAUAAAUGACAGUCGUGGAACAUCAUUUCAAAAUAAUUCCAAAAUAAAAGGGCGACAAAUGUUCAGAUUAAAAGCGACCAAAAAAAUACCCGCAAACCAUGAAAUAUUCACAUCGUAUGGUGACUCAUAUUGGGGAAAGAUAUUUCUCACUCUCGCUCAUGCUACUGUAGGCAUAUACAUAAUUUAAAUCAAUCACAUUUUUUUAAAACAGCAACACAGUAAUAUGGCUCGUUAUCAAAAAGGUGGGAAUUUCAGAGGUAAAAAAUAUCAACGUAGUAAAAAACGUGGUGGUUAUAUUGAGAAGAAAAUCAAGAAUUCAAAAAUCGGUGAACAAUUGAAAAAAAUCAUCAAUGUUUGUAACAGACUGGGUAAUAUACUCAUACCCAAAACCAAAACUAAGAAAACCAUACAAAGUGGUAGCAGUAUCGGUCACAGUGUACGUUAUGUACCUCCACGAAGAGUGAGAAACACUAUACCCAUUGCUAAGCAAAUUAUGUAUCAGUAA
This is a messenger RNA of Paramuricea clavata, 525 nucleotides long. NCBI's taxonomy places the organism in Eukaryota, Metazoa, Cnidaria, Anthozoa, Malacalcyonacea, Plexauridae. The record is from the annotation of a GenBank genome assembly.